AUGGCAAACUUCUUUGACCUCAAGGCCCGCCGGGCAGCGCAGUCAAAUGGGACCGCAUCGACAAGCACCGAGAAGCAGACUGCCGAACAUACGAGAGCUCAGCCAUGGGUUGAAAAAUACCGCCCGAAAACACUCAACGAUGUGACGGCGCAGGAUCACACUGUCAGCGUCCUGCAGCGAACCCUCCAAGCAUCUAAUCUUCCACAUAUGCUCUUCUACGGCCCCCCAGGCACAGGCAAGACGUCCACCAUCCUUGCCCUAGCCAAGGAACUGUACGGUCCUGAGUUGAUGAAGUCGCGGGUGCUGGAACUCAAUGCUUCUGACGAACGUGGUAUUUCGAUUAUUCGUGAGAAGGUCAAAGACUUCGCCCGUACACAACUCACGAACCCACCCCCUGGAUAUAAGACAAAAUAUCCCUGCCCUCCAUUUAAGCUCAUUAUCCUCGACGAGGCGGACAGUAUGACACAGGACGCACAGAGCGCUCUGCGCCGGACGAUGGAAACAUAUAGUAAAAUCACCCGCUUCUGCCUGAUCUGCAACUAUGUCACACGUAUCAUCGAUCCAUUAGCCAGCCGUUGCAGCAAGUUCCGAUUCAAAAGCCUCGACCAAGGGAACGCGCGAAAGCGGCUGGAGGAGAUCGCACAAUUAGAGAACGUGGGACUUGCAGACGGUGCAGUGGAUGCCCUGAUACGAUGCAGCGAAGGAGACUUGAGAAAAGCGAUCACUUUCUUGCAAAGUGCUGCCAGAUUGGUCGGGGCCUCCCAGGCAGCGCAAGGUGAUAGUGAGGAUGGUGACAAGAUGGAUGUUGACAAGACCCUGGUAACUGCCAAGAUCGUUGAGGAUAUCGCCGGAGUAAUCCCUGACGAUACGAUUCAAAAGCUUGUCAAGGCGAUGCGUCCUCGCGCGACAGGAGAGACGUACUCGGCCAUCGCCAAAGUCGUGGAAGAGAUGGUGGCAGACGGAUGGAGUGCAGGGCAGACCCUCGCCCAGCUCCACAAGGCUAUCGUCUACGAUGAGACUAUCCCUGACACUCAAAAAAACAAAAUAGUCAUGGUGUUCUCUGAAAUCGACAAACGGCUGGUUGACGGUGCCGAUGAACACCUUUCUAUGCUAGAUUUAGCUCUCCGUAUUUCUGGGAUCUUAGCCAGCAAAUGA
Messenger RNA from Thermochaetoides thermophila DSM 1495, 1155 nucleotides. Its product is annotated as replication factor C subunit 2-like protein. Gene Ontology annotation, biological process: DNA-templated DNA replication; DNA repair. Lineage: Eukaryota; Fungi; Ascomycota; Sordariomycetes; Sordariales; Chaetomiaceae. Gene Ontology annotation, molecular function: DNA clamp loader activity; DNA binding; ATP hydrolysis activity. The coding region runs from base 1 to 1155 and encodes 384 amino acids. Gene Ontology annotation, cellular component: nucleus; DNA replication factor C complex. The record is from RefSeq and is a predicted model, not a curated record. The transcript has 3 exons.